GUAAAAUGGAUCCGCAGGGACAGAGCCACGAUCCGGUCCAGCUCGACCUCGAUGCCGUGACACGCCGUCUUGUGCGUCCGACCUUCUUGACGAGCCUCACGCCGAGCCGCCUGCCCAGUCAAGCCGCCUCGGAUGCUUCGCUAUCCCCUCCCCACCAAUCCCCCUCCAAGGCGCACUCGCAUCUCCAGCAGCAUCGCCCUUCCCACCUCCACAAGAUAUCCCUGACCUUUGAAGAUGUGCUGGAGCAGGCCGACCUGGUCGCUCCUCUGAUCCAGGAACCAUCCGUCGACGGCGGCCCUUGCGCCGUUGAGAAGCGCGUGCGCGACACUCUCGACGCCCACUUUCUCGGGGCACGCGCCGCCUUCGCUUCCGACAUCGACAAGAAGACGUCCACCAUCAUGGCUUCGGCAGAUCGCAACUUUCAACCCUUUGCCCACGGCCACCAUGAUCUUGUGCUUGCCGUCGAUUUCAAUUAUUUCGGCACCCGCAUGGUCACAGCCAGUUCCGACCAUCGCCUGAAGGUCUGGGAUAAAAAAGACGAUGCUUGGUCUCUGGUUGAAAGCUGGAAGGCUCACGAUGCAGAGAUAGUCGAUGUCAAGUGGAACGGCCCUUUCAUGGGCGAGGUCAUUGGCAGCAUUGGUGAAGAUGGGCGCUGCAAGCUCUGGCAAGAGGACGUUACCGAAGUGCCCCAAUCUGGCAGUCGCUUCAAGUUGAUCACCAACAUGGGUUCGCGGACCAAUGCACCAUUUGUGUCACUCGAUUUCAAAAACAUCAUGCAGGAAACCUGGCUUGCUCUCAUCACCCGCGAUGGUCUGCUUUUGAUCUACGAGCCUGUCGACCAGAGCAGCCUCAAUGAGUGGUCCGAACUGGCCCAUCGCUGGGUAUGUGGCGACAAUCCUCCAGGCCGACAUGAAGAAGUUGGCUUCAAAGUCGCUUUUCAUAAAGAAAAACUACCCUGCUGGACUGCUAUCAUGGCUGGCUUGGAUCGAAAAUCACUUGGCCUGGCCGUUGCCGCUAUGAACACCGUUACCAUAUUCCGAACCGACAGGUCCAAGCGAUUUUGGCCCGUGGCUAAGCUCGAGGGUGCUCGCCAGAUCAUUCGUGACAUAGCAUGGGCUAAUGGCUCCAUGAGAGGCUACGAUGUUAUAGCGACUGCUAGCAAGGAUGGCGCUAUCCGCAUCUACGAACUGUCGACUCCUCGCUCCGACAAAGUUGCUGCCAGUUCCUCGUCUACUGCCGCCGACGUGGCCUCUGUCUCUUCGCCUGCAAGACAUGCGAGCAAUCAACCGUCUGGCAUCGGCAAAGGCCUUGCAUCUACGUCCAAGGUUGUCGAUCCGGCCCAGGACAAUGAGCAAUCCCCUGGACGCAUCAAGCAGGAAGUGAAACUUGUUGAUGAACUCACGAAUCAUCAUGGUGCGGUCUGGCGGGUCGCUUUCUCUCAGAUGGGCGACUUGCUAGUUUCUACCGGUGAUGAUGCCUCUAUUCGCACGUGGAAGAAGGCUGUGAAUGGUCACUGGGCCGAGUAUGCUGAGAUUGAAACGGCCCGUGAGAACUGA
Molecule: messenger RNA, 1556 nt
Organism: Periconia digitata
Lineage: Eukaryota; Fungi; Ascomycota; Dothideomycetes; Pleosporales; Periconiaceae
Source: the annotation of a GenBank genome assembly